AUGGCCAGUUCAAACCUGGAAGAAAGGAACAGCCCUCCUGCACCCCCUCCGCCCCCUCCACCAUCGGAUCCUCACUCAAAGAUAUCUCCCUACGUUCUGAAGCUCAGGAGCGCGCCUCCAAAUUAUUUCUACGAGCCCCCAAUAAAGCCAGAACACACCGACCCCUUUGCUGCACCCACAGAUCCGUUAAUGAUCUCGGAGAUUCUCGAGCUGCCUGAGGAACCAAAACUCCGGCCUGCACAUAUUAUUGGGUACGAAUGUAAAAUGUGGGGGCAAUAUCCAGCUUUGCUCGAUAGUCCAGAUUCGGUGGUUGAAGGAGCAGCGUAUCAUAUCUGUACUACGCUGGAUGCUGAGAGACUUGCUGCGUAUGAGACGGGAAACUAUCGUGCUGAGGAUUGUCUUAUCAGAUAUACAGAUGGCAAGGAGCCGUCUGAGGAUCUGGGGUACACAUUCAAGUAUGUUGGUGACCCGCGCGAACUCAGCGAGGGCGAGUUUGACCUGAAGGUCUGGUUGAGACGGAUGGGGAGACAUGCUGCGGCGGAUAAGUUGGAGGCUGCUAAAUGCGAGAAAUAG
Messenger RNA from Aspergillus fischeri NRRL 181, 573 nucleotides. RefSeq names its product gamma-glutamylcyclotransferase family protein. The transcript has 2 exons. The coding region runs from base 1 to 573 and encodes 190 amino acids. Lineage: Eukaryota; Fungi; Ascomycota; Eurotiomycetes; Eurotiales; Aspergillaceae. The record is from RefSeq and is a predicted model, not a curated record.